CACAGGUAAUAUUUGUUUUACUUUUAACUUAUCAGUAAUAUAUACACUGAUCUAUGUACAAUCACGUGUAGUUAGUGUGUGUAGUGAGAAAGAUAUUCGCUUACACAGUGACAAAAUGGCUUGUUGCGGAGGACCUGGAUAUGCCUCACCACUUUCUGCCAUGCGGAGUGGGGCUAGGGAGACAUUAGUAUAUAUUCCCUGUAUCAUCCCACCAAGCAGACGUAAUGUUGAGCCAGAUUACCUAGUCACAGUAGACGUUGACCCAAAAUCACCAACUUACUGCAAGGUUAUCCACAGACUGCAUAUGCCAAAUUUGGCAGACGAACUUCAUCAUUCAGGAUGGAAUGCAUGUUCCAGUUGUCAUGACGAUCCGUCAAGAUCUAGAAACCGACUUAUUUUACCAUCAGUCAACAGCAACAGAAUAUAUGUGGUGGACACUGGAACCGAUCAAAGAAAACCUCGACUAGACACGAGUAUUGAGCCAUGGGAGAUGACAGAAAAAUGUGGGAUGUCAGCUCCUCACACGACACAUUGUCUUGGUUCCGGUGAUAUAAUGAUUAGCUGUAUGGGAGAUCCGAAAGGAGACGCCAAAGGUGGUUUUGUUUUGAUCGACGGCAAAAGCUUUACAAUAAAGAAAAAAUGGGAACGUGAAUCUAUUGAAUUCGGUUACGAUUUUUGGUAUCAGCCAUAUCAUAAUGUCAUGAUCAGUACUGAGUGGGGUUCACCAAAAGCAUUUAGGAGCGGAUUCAAUCCUGACCAUGUAAAACAAGGAUUGUAUGGAAGAUGUUUGAACGUUUUUGAUUGGCAAAAACAUGAAAGAAUUCAAAGAAUUGACCUUGGCGACGAAGGUAUGAUCCCACUAGAAAUAAGAUUCCUCCAUGAUCCAGAGGCAACAGAAGGUUAUGUUGGAUGUGCUCUUAGUUCCAAUAUCUUUAGAUUCUGGAGAAAACCCGAUGGUGUAUGGGAUGCUGAAAAAGUGAUUGAUGUUCCCUCCAAAAAAGUGCAGAACUGGGCUCUUCCGGAUAUGCCAGGUUUGAUCACAGACAUCUUGUUGUCACUGGAUGAUAGGUUCAUUUACUUCAGUAACUGGAUACAUGGCGACAUUAGGCAGUAUGAUAUCACAGACAGACGUAAUCCAAAACUAGUUGGUCAGGUAUGGCUGGGUGGAAGUAUCCAAAAAGGCGGAAAAGUGAAAGUUACAGAGGACAAAGAAUUAACAAGACAACCAGAACCAGUCUACGUAAAAGGACGUUUGGUAAGAGGUGGUCCUCAGAUGAUUCAGUUGAGUUUGGAUGGGAAAAGGAUAUACGUAACAUCAUCCCUAUUCAGUUCCUGGGAUCAGCAGUUUUAUCCCGAGUUGAUUACGGAAGGUAGUCAGCUUUUCCAAAUUGAUGUUGAUACAGUUAAUGGAGGUAUGACGUUGAAUAAGAACUUCCUGGUUGACUUUGGAGAUGAACCAAAUGGACCUGUAAUGGCUCAUGAAGUGCGAUAUCCCGGAGGAGACUGCAGUUCUGAUAUUUGGUUGGCCAGCACUGUUGGCAAAAAUAAGCUGUAAAGUUUUACGCAGACAUUUCAAUUAGGACUGUUUUAAAAGCUUGAACUAUUUAAAGUAACAUUUUACCUUUUAUCAUUUUCAUCAAAUGAAAUUGAUGUUGCUUGUAAGAUAUAUAUUUUAUACAGAAGCUUUUAUAUUUUGAAAAUUAGGGGCCAAUAUUUGUUGUUAUAUGUAUUUGUUGAUAUUGAAACUAUAUAAGAUAAGAUUUUUUUUUAGAAUUUUCAAUUGCGUUUUAGAACUACUAGUUACAUUUAUAUAUUGAAAUGAAACAGAAUUUAUUUAGUUAAAAGAUACAGAGAUGAAAUGAAUGUUGCCUAAAUAAAAGUCAUUAAUAUGUAAGGUCUUUUGUCAAUAUUUUUAUUUCAAUACCAAAGAAUCUUGUACUAUUUAAUUGUUGUAACUGUUUCUUUAUUUUUUUUAGAAAUUAAAAUUUUCAUUUUUGUACUGUAUCUAAAUGCAGUGUAACUGAACAUGAAGUUAUUUAUAAAUACACAAUAAGCUUCUGGUGUUGUUUGUAUUGUUUAUAUAUGUACUGAUAACACAUUACAUGCAUAUUAAAAUUGAUAACACACAUAUUUCCAGUUUGCGAAAUGCAUCUUUAA
Molecule: messenger RNA, 2157 nt
Organism: Mytilus trossulus (common blue mussel)
Lineage: Eukaryota; Metazoa; Mollusca; Bivalvia; Mytilida; Mytilidae
Product: methanethiol oxidase-like
Exons: 11
Coding region: 116-1555 (479 amino acids)
Molecular function (GO): selenium binding
Source: RefSeq, a predicted model, not a curated record